This is a messenger RNA of Dentiscutata heterogama, 226 nucleotides long. Lineage: Eukaryota; Fungi; Glomeromycota; Glomeromycetes; Diversisporales; Gigasporaceae. The record is from the annotation of a GenBank genome assembly.
UGAAUGGUUUUUGCUUGUGAUGCCUGGACUUUUUGAUAGUUAUUUUUUGCUUGUAAUGCUUGAUCUUGGUAGUGAUGCUGAGCUUGCAAUGCUUGGUUUUGGUAGUGAUGCUAAGUUUGCAAUGCUUGGUCUUGGUGGUAAUGCUGAGCUUGCAACGCUUGAUCUUGGUGAUUAUACUAAAUAUGCAAUGAUUAAUUCUGAUGAUGAAGAUAAAUUAUUAACUUGA